AUGCCUCCUAAAGGAAAACGUUUAAGGAAUGAUGUUGUAUCAUCAAGUUCCAGUAUGCAAGCAGAGUCCCCACAAACCUUUGUUCCUUCAUCAAUUCCUACUGAACCACAUUUUCCAAAUCGUCCAUCUCAUUUAGGACGUGAGUCCAGUAGGAAAUGGACUGUGCAAGCUAUAGAUGAAGAAGGAAAUGAAAAGAAAAUUCAAUUGACAACAUCAAGUGUGUUUGAGAUGAAUGAUGGUCAACGCAUAAUAGUGCCAUUUGAUACACAAAUGCAAGCCUAUGGGGAAGUCGCAACACUUUUUUCGAAAGUAUGUGGACGUAUUGCCACUGAUUGCAACAAUGUUCCUAUUAAUUACGAAAGAUGGGAUAAAGUACCUGAUCCAUACAAGGAUGAAUGCUAUGAUAGUUUGAAGGCUCCAGAAACAAUUGCCAAGCGUUAUUGUCUUCUUACCUUAGGAAGAAGGUUCAGGAACGGCAAGUCAAAGUUAUGGAAAUCAGCUAAGCAGUUAAAGCUUCCUAGAGAUCAACUAAUUGCAAAAGUCCCUGCUGGUGUUCCUAAAGAUCAAUGGUCGUCAUUUGUAGACUAUCAUCUGAAACCAAGUUAUAAGGAAGUAGAGGUCGGACGUCCUGUGAGUCGAGGCGAGCUAUAUAUUGAAACUCACAAGAAUGACAAGGCAAAGGCUAUAGUGGACCAAAUAUAUGAAGAAUUAAGCCAGAGCACCAGUUCCACUGAAAUUUCAACAAAUGAUGCUAUUGCAAAAGUUUUUGGACCAGAGCACUCUGGUCGUGUACGUGGUUUAGGCCUAGGUGGUCUUCCUAGCAUUGCAUUUGGACCCACAAGUAGACGAUUCAAUCCGAUAGGCUCUACUUUCUCAAGUACAGAUUCAGCUGAAAGUUCUCGGUUGAGGGAAGAGGUUACUUCGUUGAAGACCAAGUUAGCAGCAUCUGAGGAGAGUGUCAAGACAUUACAGACAGUAAUGCUUGCAUAUAUACAAAUGAAGGAAGGACAAAUUCCUCCAGAGUUAGAUGCUUUGUUUGGACGAAGGGAGUGAAGAAGCUAUCCCUACACGUGGAAGGUCUUCAUUAGAUAGUAAUUACCCUUAAUUUGAGCUAUGUGAAUUCAAUAUUUUUCUUAUGAUUUUAGAUUCUGUAAAAUGAUCGAUGCAUCAUUAAAGAC
Molecule: messenger RNA, 1178 nt
Organism: Gastrolobium bilobum
Lineage: Eukaryota; Viridiplantae; Streptophyta; Magnoliopsida; Fabales; Fabaceae
Exons: 6
Coding region: 1-1053 (350 amino acids)
Source: RefSeq, a predicted model, not a curated record